Messenger RNA from Pan troglodytes (chimpanzee), 5599 nucleotides. It is a transcript of the gene ARID5A, whose product is annotated as AT-rich interaction domain 5A. Lineage: Eukaryota; Metazoa; Chordata; Mammalia; Primates; Hominidae. Gene Ontology annotation, cellular component: nucleus. The transcript has 7 exons. The record is from RefSeq and is a predicted model, not a curated record. Bases 3464 to 5278 code for a protein of 604 amino acids. Gene Ontology annotation, molecular function: transcription cis-regulatory region binding. Gene Ontology annotation, biological process: regulation of transcription by RNA polymerase II.
CUUCCUGCUGCGGUUUCCACCUCGAGCUGGGCUCAGCUAAUUUGUUGUGACAGCUGUCGGCAGCCGCCCCUCCGCCCCGUGACAUCCCGCAGGUUUCAGAACCGCGGCGCCGCCGGGCACAGACUCCGGGUCCGGAGCGCGCGGCCCUUUCCUCUGCGGCCGCCGUUUCCUGAAAGGGGCUGCGCGGGUGUGAAGAACUUGCUCAAUGCGCUUUGUAGGCUCCACUGUUCCUCUUUCGGCCGCGGGCUGCGCCGAUGGUCCGGGGAGCCCGGCUUCUCGCCCCCUGCCCCUUCCUUCUCUUCCCUUCUCUCUUUUCCUCUCCUGUCUCUCCGCCCACCCGCCGCAGCCCCGCAGGAGAGGGGUCGCUUCCCUGGUUGCUCUCCUCUCCUGUCCCUUGUGUGUCCCCUUGUCUUCCCUCGGUCUGCAGAAGGGACGGGGUGGCGGCUGGGGAGCGUCGGGGGAAGAGGGCAAGAGCGUGGGCUACGAGCUUGCAGGCGAUGCCCGGCUUCGCGCUCGGCGGGAGCUGCGGGCCAACCCGGGCCCGCGCUCCGUCCCUCCGCGGUGUCUAGGGGUCGCCCGGGCUGGGGUCGCGUCACGCUCCGCCCAGCGCCGGCGUGGUGGGGCUUGCGCGGUGCAGGACCCCCGAGGGCCCAGGGGGUCCCAAGGCGCUGCGGGUCCAGUGUCCCUUUGUUUGCAGAGUCUUGGGCCAGUAAGGAGUGCUCCGCGGGCCCCAGGGGAGGACAACAGGUGCCUCUUGCCCCACCCGGGCUCCUCUGGUGGGAGCCCACACGCACGGUGGCGUCACUGCGCCUACAGGCAACGCUAGAGCACAGGAGGGGUGGGAGGUCGGGGCUCGAGGGCUUCACCCCGCAGCAGUGCUCAGAGCCCAAUCCAGGCCUUAGGGACCCGCCUGGGACCUAGAACUUGGUGUGGCAGAGGUAGAAAGGGCCUCCGAUAAUAUGCUUCUACAGUUGAGAGACGUCAACUGGCACCUCUGAGCCUCUGCCCCGUAGGUGAAAUGGGAACACACGAAACCAUCUGAGGAGCUCUCACUGUCCGUCACCACCAAAUGUGGCCCAGACUCAGUGGGGAGGGACAGUCCCAUCCUGGAACUGGGGCUUUUAGGACAUCCCAGAGCCCGGUAAGAGGGACGGGGAGAAUGGGGCUUGGAAGUUGGUAGCCUCACAUUCAGUGUCCCCCGCACCUCCUUCCCUUUCUGUACCCUCUGGUGGCUCUUGUGGCCUCAGCUGCUCCCAGACCCUGUCUCUCUCGCCCUCCCCCAAGCUGAGGUACUGAGGUUGGGCUGUGGCUUGAGCUGCACCUGUGCCCUGUUAGGGAGUGGGGGUCCCAGGCCCAUCGCGUUUCUUCUCACUGCUGGCUCCAGCUCAACACUUGGCAGGCCCCCCUCCCCAAACUGCUGGAGCAAGCUCGCGUAGACUCGGCCUGGCCGCCGCUCCCGGGCUGCCGAGUGGACCGGCCGUUUCGCCGCUUCAAAGGCUGUCUUUGUUUUGCUCCAGCUCAAGCUUAGAGAAACUUAAGCCAACAACCUCAGCCGAGGGGGCGGGGCGGCGUCUGCUGGUUGUUAUUGAGGCUGCUGUUACCAUUAUUGUGGUAAUUGACGCAGUGUUCCCAGUCGGUGACUUUUCAUGAAAGGAAGUGUCACUUCCUUCCCAUCACACCCAGGGUGAGUGGGGCGGGCAGCAGAAAGAUGGGGAGGGAGAGAAGGAAAGGGGUGUGUGCCUCCAGCAGACCCUUAAACUUGAGAGCUGUGUGGCCUUGUACUAGUCACUGCCCCUCUCUGGGCAACAGGGGUCUGUAAGUCCAUUGCGCUCAUCCUGCACCCAGGAGGCUGAUGUUUCCGGAGCACCUGCUGGGCAGCGAGGUGCCUUGGGGAGGGAGCAGGACAGGCAGGCCUCUGAUCUUCUCACUGAGCCUGGCUGUGGUUUGUGGGGGAAGCCUCCUUUCUCUUCUCACUUUUUUCUGCUGAGAACAUUGGGCACAUUGAGUCUAGCACGCCCAUCUUGUAGAUGGGGAAAGGGAGAUACAGAACCAGUGACCAACUUGGUAAGAGGUGCAGCCAUGCAGUGCUGGAACCCCUUGCCCCAUCUGUCCUCUUGGCCCACUUUCAUCUGCUUCCAGCUUGAUGUCUGGCAGGGCAGGGGCCCACUGACUUCCCCACAUCCACCCACUGCCUGGCCCCAUAGCUACCUUCUAGUCCUGGCUAAGCCCCGUGAGACAUCUUAAGUUUGUCUUCAGUGACUCUCAACCACCGCCCGACUGCCUUCACCUUCCUGCCUUUGCAUACCUGCCUUUGCUUCGCCAGGUUGGUUGGGCCCUGGCCAGAGCUGGCCCCCUACUCUCUCAGGUAACAGGUAGCAGUUUUUUAAAUGGAAUCUCAGUAGGUAUCAACAGGUCUUUCCUCCUUCCUCAAGAUUAUGGAGAUAACACCCCUUAUUCAAAGAUGGUGGGUCCUCUGGGCCCUCCCCCACCCAGGCCAGGGAAGUUGAUUCAUAGAGUGUGGGGGCCAUGCCCCUUCCCGGCCCUCCCCCUCUCCCCGCUGCUGCCCAGCUCUCUGACCAGCCCCCUCCCAUCCCUGAGCCUGGAUGCCUUAGCAGUCAACACAGACCUGCUCUUGUUAGCAGAGUGUCAGGAGCGAUGUGCUGGGAAACUGCACAUCUACUUGGGGAAAGGGGACAAGUUUGCAUCCUCUGAGCACAGAUAAGGAACUUGAGGUCUCCCUGCUCCCAUUAGAAAGAAAAAAAUCUCUAGCUCUCAGGGAUCAUCGUCUCUCAGGAGUCAGACUACCCUGGUUCUGAAUCCCAGCUCUGCCAUGGAUAAGCUCUGUGGCCCCAGGCAAGUUACUGAAGUUCUCUGAGCCUCAGACAUUAUAUCUGUUAUAUCUGGAUGGCUGGGAAGAUUCAGCAAAGCAAUGUUGUAUGAGAUGCCUAGCCCACACCAGCCAGGGCACUGAUUUGAGUCGGUGGAGCAUGUAACUUGAGAACAAGUAGACCUAUGGGAGCAUCCUCUACUGGAGGCAGUGACAGACUAACAUCUUCAGUGCUGGAGUUUUAGGAUCUGGGAGUUGAGCUUGACUCAGACAGGAGCUAUGGAGUUGGAAAGAAAUCAGACUCAUAGCACAGGAAGAGCCUCACGCAAUCCUCCUGCCCAGCACCCUGCCGCACCCCCUCUCUGCCUAGUGAGGGACUGGGUCACUAGGAGCCCAGGCUCAUCUUCUGGCGCAGCCACCUAGCCUGCCUCGGCCCUCUUCCCAGCAGUGAAAUGAGGAAAUCGCAGGGGGGCUUUUGUGGAGUGAACUACUGUUAUCAGGGUUUUUCUAACACCAUUUUCUAGCUGCACAAAACUCAAGGAACAAACUAGGAAUAAACCUCCCCAAGAAAGCACAGGGGCUUUUUAAGAAGGAACUUCUGAGGACUGCAGAGGGAAACCUGAAUUAUGGAGACACAUGGUCCUGAAAAGAAAGAUGCAAUACUGUAAAGCAGCCCCUGUCAAAGGGAACAGGAAGCAGUCCACGGAGGGUGACGCCCUAGACCCACCUGCAUCCCCCAAACCUGCUGGCAAGCAGAACGGGAUCCAGAACCCCAUCUCGCUGGAGGACUCCCCCGAGGCAGGCGGGGAGCGGGAGGAGGAGCAGGAGCGGGAGGAGGAGCAGGCCUUCCUGGUCAGCCUCUACAAGUUCAUGAAGGAGCGACACACGCCCAUCGAGAGGGUGCCCCAUCUCGGCUUCAAGCAGAUUAACCUGUGGAAGAUCUACAAAGCAGUGGAGAAGCUGGGGGCCUAUGAGCUGGUGACCGGGCGCCGCCUCUGGAAGAACGUGUACGACGAGCUGGGGGGCAGCCCAGGCAGCACCAGCGCGGCCACGUGCACGCGCCGCCACUACGAGAGGCUGGUCCUGCCGUACGUGCGGCACCUGAAGGGGGAGGAUGACAAGCCGCUGCCCACCUCCAAGCCCAGGAAACAGUACAAGAUGGCUAAGGAGAACAGGGGGGAUGAUGGGGCCACCGAGAGGCCGAAGAAGGCCAAGGAGGAGCGGCGCAUGGACCAGAUGAUGCCAGGAAAGACCAAAGCAGAUGCUGCUGACCCAGCACCACUUCCCAGCCAGGAGCCCCCCAGGAACAGCACAGAACAGCAGGGCCUGGCCUCUGGGUCUUCUGUGUCCUUUGUGGGUGCCAGCAGCUGUCCUGAGGCCUACAAGCGGCUCCUAUCCAGCUUCUACUGCAAGGGGACACACGGCAUCAUGUCACCACUGGCCAAAAAGAAGCUCCUGGCCCAGGUGAGCAAGGUGGAGGCCUUGCAGUGCCAGGAGGAGGGCUGCCGCCAUGGGGCAGAGCCCCAGGCGUCCCCAGCUGUUCACCUCCCAGAGAGUCCCCAGAGCCCCAAAGGGCUGACUGAGAACUCCAGGCACCGGCUGACCCCUCAGGAGGGAUUGCAGGCCCCAGGUGGCAGCCUCAGAGAGGAGGCGCAGGCAGGCCCCUGCCCGGCAGCCCCCAUCUUCAAGGGCUGCUUCCACACCCACCCCACCGAGGUGCUGAAGCCUGUCAGCCAGCACCCCAGGGACUUCUUCUCUAGACUUAAAGAUGGGGUGCUAUUGGGGCCUCCUGGCAAAGAGGGGCUGUCAGUGAAAGAGCCCCAGCUGGUGUGGGGCGGGGACGCUAACCGCCCUUCUGCGUUCCAUAAAGGUGGCUCCAGAAAGGGCAUCCUCUACCCCAAGCCCAAAGCCUGCUGGGUGUCCCCCAUGGCCAAGGUCCCAGCCGAGAGCCCCACGCUCCCGCCCACCUUCCCCAGUAGCCCAGGCCUGGGCAGCAAGCGCAGCCUGGAGGAAGAGGGUGCUGCCCACAGUGGGAAGAGACUGCGGGCCGUGUCUCCCUUUCUUAAGGAGGCGGAUGCCAAGAAGUGUGGGGCCAAACCUGCAGGGUCCGGCCUGGUCUCCUGCCUUCUGGGCCCAGCCCUGGGGCCUGUGCCCCCAGAGGCCUACAGGGGCACCAUGCUGCACUGCCCGCUGAACUUCACUGGCACCCCGGGCCCCUUGAAGGGCCAGGCUGCACUCCCCUUCAGCCCCCUGGUCAUCCCGGCCUUCCCGGCCCACUUCCUGGCCACUGCAGGCCCCCCGCCCAUGGCCGCUGGCCUGAUGCACUUCCCCCCAACGUCCUUCGACAGUGCCCUCCGCCACAGACUUUGCCCGGCCUCAUCUGCCUGGCACGCACCACCAGUCACAACCUAUGCAGCGCCCCACUUCUUCCACCUCAACACCAAGCUGUAGGCCAGCCCAUGGUGUCGUGUGCACUGUGGAGUCGACAGGGGCCUACAACAGGCAGGUACUGCUGCCAGGGGGCUCUGAACUAGUGCCUGCUACCCAGGACACCCGGGCCAUGCCCCUGGCUGGGCAGCCUGGCACAAGUGAAGAAGAAGGCAAUGGGAAAACUGGGUUUAUCUCAAGGCAGCAGCCUGAGCCCAGGAGCAGAGGACCCAGUUGUUAUAAGGCGCUGGGAGAGGAUGGGCAGCUCCCACUGCCCCAGAGCAGAGCUCGAAGCACCCAGGUUGCCCACGGAAAAUCCAAUAAAAAGACACCAGUGUGAAUCCA